GGGCAGGCCUGAGCUGCUAUUUGUCUGGGUGGAGCUUGUCGCAACACUGUUUAUCCACCUUUGCCGGGGGCCCAAAGCCCCUUGGUGUGCGGAGGAUACGGAGCCAGCCCUGGGCUCACAGGUCGCCGUGCUGCCUGCUCCAGGCCCUCGCUCCACCUCACCUCUGCACCCUGCCGCCCAGUGCUCGGCUCCCGGAGGAGGCCACAGUCAGCCGAGGCCACCGACCCACCACUGGAGCCAUGGUCCAUGGAUACAAAGGAGUCAAGUUCCAGAACUGGGCUAGGACCUAUGGCUGUUGUCCAGAAAUAUACUAUCAGCCCACGUCCGUGGAGGAGGUCAGAGAGGUGCUGGCCCUGGCCAGGCAGCAGAACAAGCGGGUGAAGGUGGUGGGCGGUGGCCACUCACCCUCCGACAUCGCCUGCACUGAUGGCUUCAUGAUCCACAUGGGCAAGAUGAACCGGGUUCUUCAGGUGGACACAGAGAAGAAGCAGGUGACUGUGGAGGCUGGCAUCCUCCUGGCUGACCUGCACCCACAGCUGGGCAAGCACGGCCUGGCCUUGUCCAACCUGGGAGCUGUGUCAGACGUGACCGCAGGGGGUGUCAUCGGGUCCGGAACGCACAACACAGGGAUCAAACAUGGCAUCCUGGCCACCCAGGUGGUGGCGCUGACCCUGCUGACGGCCGACGGGACCAUUCUUGAGUGCUCCGAGUCCAGCAACGCAGAGGUGUUCCAGGCGGCGAGGGUGCACCUGGGCUGCCUGGGAGUGAUCCUCACCGUCACCCUGCAGUGUGUGCCCCAGUUCCACUUGCAGGAGAUCUCCUUCCCCUCAACCCUGGAAGAGGUUCUUAACAACCUGGACAGCCACCUGAAGAAAUCUGAAUAUUUUCGCUUCCUGUGGUUCCCGCACAGCGAGAAUGUCAGCGUCAUCUACCAGGACCACACCAACAAGCCCCCCUCCUCUUCUGCCAGCUGGUUUUGGGACUAUGCCAUCGGAUUCUAUUUACUGGAGUUCCUGCUCUGGGUCAGGUAGGAAUGCAAGGGUACCUUUUUCCAGUAUCUGCUAUAUGCUAUUGAGGAUGUGGUCCAUCAGAAGAAUGACACCCUGGGGACACCUGGGUGGCUCAGUUGGUUAAGCAGCUGCCUUCAGCU
Messenger RNA from Leptonychotes weddellii (Weddell seal), 1150 nucleotides. NCBI's taxonomy places the organism in Eukaryota, Metazoa, Chordata, Mammalia, Carnivora, Phocidae. The record is from RefSeq and is a predicted model, not a curated record.